Sesamum indicum (sesame) is the source of this 1701-nucleotide messenger RNA. RefSeq lists its product as uncharacterized. The record is from RefSeq and is a predicted model, not a curated record. Lineage: Eukaryota; Viridiplantae; Streptophyta; Magnoliopsida; Lamiales; Pedaliaceae. Gene Ontology annotation, molecular function: zinc ion binding.
CAUUUCUUUUUGUUUGAAUUAGGCUGUUAAAUGUGCAAUGCAUUAAUGAUCGCGCCUGCAAUUCGCAAUGUUCUUUACUGUUUGUUGAUGCUGAAGUCCCGAUCAGCUGAUUUGAUUGUAUCGUGCUAUUAGUUUUUGUGUUCAUGGUCUGAAGACAAACCUGUGAAAUCUCUGGGAGUGGUGGGGGUCUCUAGUUGGUCCUCAAUGAGGAUCAGGCAGGAGAGAUUUCUCUUUGGAUAUACUUCAUUGCCUUCCUGAGAGAUUCUCUAUGGUCUUUGCUUGGACUGGGUAUUUAUCUUUCCGACUUACAAUCGUAUGUGAUGGUUGAUUCUCUUUAUGGAUAUAUCUAACUAAAAGAUGGGACUACUAUUAGAAGCGAUAUAGUGCUUGUAUUCUCUGGCAACUUCUUAUGAAGAGAUGGAGAAAGAAAGGUCCACUGAGAAAAGUGUAGUCUGUGAGGAUUUUUCCUCAUCAACUGAGAAUGUAGAACCAGUGGAUGACAGCUCGCGUAAUAGCAUAGACAAGGAGAGUGGCUUGGCAACUUGUCGAGUUUGCCAAUGUACUGAACCUGAUAGGAGGGGGAAUGUUGCACUUAGACUUUUGGGUAUUUCUCCACCAUCAUCUGAUAUAUUUAAUGGAAAAAAGGAGGUGAGUUCUAAAUUUAAAGUUUCCCUGACAAAUGUUGGAAACAAUUCCCAGAACAGAAGUGAAUUAAUGAGGUCUGAAUUUAUUGAAUUUAUCAGCCCAAAAGGAGAGGUUUUUGUUUGUACUGCUGAUGUAGAAUUUGGUAUUGCCAACAAUGAGGACAUUCUGUCAGAACUUGGAUGUGCUUGCAAAAGUGACCUUGCUUUAGCGCACUAUGCUUGCGCUCUUAAGUGGUUUAUCAACCAUGGAUCAAUCAUCUGUGAAAUUUGUGGACAUGUUGCAAAAAAUGUAAGAUCUGAAGACUUCAAAAAGGUAUUGGUUUCUUUAAAAGAAUAUGAGGCCCUGAGAGAAAGAAUUGUCAGUGGAGAACCUAAUCAUGCACGCCACCGAACUAACUUUGGUAUAGAUCCUGAAGCUGUUGCUGCUAUUCGGAGGCAAAGGUUAAGUGAAAUUUCGUUGUGGUUUAAUCCGAAUAACAGUAUUGCCGUAUUAUCCCUCGUGGUAAGUGAACAACCUUCGACUUCUAAUGUAGUCAUGGAAGAGGUCACCAGUGUCCGGACUACCAUUACUGAGUGGGCUGUAGAGGGCAUAGUUAUCCUGCUUGCUACAGGCCUGUUGACUGUCACUCUUGCAUGGUUGAUUGCUCCUUAUGUUGGCAAGAAAACUGCCAAAAAUGGCCUGCAUAUUCUUCUUGGAGGCAUCUCCGCAUUGACAAUUGUAGUUUUCUUCCGUUUUUUUGUGCUGACAAGAAUCAAGUACGGGCCUGCACGGUACUGGGCUAUCUUGUUCAUUUUCUGGUUCCUUGUGUUCGGGAUAUGGGCAUCGCGAACCCAUGGUGCUCAUGCAACAUAACCCCAAGUUCACAUUUUUGUCCGAAUACGUUCAUUUAAGAAGCGUAGAAAGUUGUAUUGAUGUAGUUAGUGAAUCCGUGAUCUGGUCACUAUGCCAUUCUUGUCAUAAGGAUGAUCUCUGCUACCUGAAACUAUGUUUCUGUCAACUUUUGAAUUGAAGGUGAAGUGUUUUGAUCCAUGAUUCAAUUUCAUUUCCAGUUUUCAA